GGGCGGGGCUGGGCCCGGGUGAGCGGGGCCGGGGCCGGGGCCGGGGACGGGCGGGGGUCCCGGCGCGGCCCAGGCGGGUCCCCAUUCCCUGAGGACAGCGCCGAGGCCCCGGUGCGAACGGUGACCGCCGCGUCCCGCCCCGGGAGGCAUGUGGUCCGUGCUGUGGGCGGCCGUGCGCUCCAAGGCCCCGUACGUCACCUUCCCGGUGGCCUUCGUGGUGGGGCUGGUGGGCUCCCAGCUGGAGUGGUUCCUGCGCGGAGACCCCCCGCCCACCGCCCAGGAGGAGAAGAGCAUCUCGGAGCAGCGGGAGGACCGCAAGCUGCAGGAGAUCGUGGGCGAGGACCUGACCAAGGUGGUGAGCUUGAAGGACAAGCUGGAGUUCGCCCCUCGGGCCGUGCUCAACAGGAACCGCCCCGAAAAGAGUUAAUAACGGGUGGUUUGGACAAAGGCGGUGCCCUGGAGCGGCUGCUGGGGACUACCCUGGCACAUGUACUGCUUCCACCAGCCUCCCUCCUGUACCUGCUGCUCCUCACCCUCACGGGCACUCUGAGAGUCAGGUUUGCCCAGCCCAUGGAUUUGCUGAAGGUACCCAGAGCUGGCAGAGUGGGCCAGGAACCGUGCAUGGAGGCGGAGCGAGUCUGAAACUCCUCAGCUCACACCAGGCCUGGCUCCUGAACCACAAAAUACUCUCAGCCUGGUUCCAUCUGUGUCUCCUCAGGUUUGAUUUCUUCCAAGCUGUGAAGGUAGAAGAAUGGGUUGGGUUCAGGCUGACCACCAGUGAAAGGAAGAACUGCUGCCCUGCUUCCAGAUCCCCUGUGGCUCUUGAUGAACCCCAUUACGCCAGCAGUCAUGGGGCUCUCUGGGGACCCCCUCCCUCCAUCAUCCCUCCCAGGAAUGGUGACAGGGGCGAUGAAAGUCUUGGUUCUCCAUUGUCAUGCUCUGAGCAUGGAUGAUGUGUUGGGAAUGAAGGGAUCUCUGCCCUCUGCACAAUAAACUUCUGUCAAUCCUUGG
Parus major (Great Tit) is the source of this 1011-nucleotide messenger RNA. RefSeq names its product small integral membrane protein 12 (gene SMIM12). The record is from RefSeq and is a predicted model, not a curated record. The coding region runs from base 149 to 427 and encodes 92 amino acids. Lineage: Eukaryota; Metazoa; Chordata; Aves; Passeriformes; Paridae. The transcript has a single exon.